AUGGAAUUACUGACGACCAAGAGAACGGAGUCAUGCAGGUGGGUAAGAGAAGAAGAGGCGACAGCCAUGGUGAGAUCUGUGUGGGAAGGAAGUGAGAAGGGCAUGCGUUCCGUCGAACUGCGGAAUCUCAUCUCCACCGUCUCACUCAACACUAUCUGCAGAAUGUUUGCAGGCAGAAGAUACUCCGAACUGAGGGGAGGCGAAUCGUUUUUAGAGAUAAUGACUGAAAUUAUGCAUCUGUUGGGAGUAAUUAUUGUGGGGGACUGCAUUCCCUCUCUUUCCUUUCUUGAUUUGCAAGGCUACCACCGCCAUAUGAAGGCCGUUCAUAAAGCAUACAAUGCGUUUGCCGAGAAGCUGAUCGAUGAGCGCGCUGAGCUGAGGAGGAGGAGGAGUAAAAGGUCGGACAAUCCGGACCUUUUGGACGUGAUGCUGGACAUGGGUCAGAGCGAAAGUCCCAAGAUUCAAGUCUCUCGCCUUUCAAUCAAAGCAAUCAUCUUGGAUAUGCUACUUGCUGGAGUAGACACAUCUCUUAUAACUACAGAAUGGGCGAUGACUGAGCUGCUGAGAAACCCUAAAGUAAUGGCAAGGGCGCAACAAGAGAUUGAAUUGCAGGUUGGGAGAGAUUGCAUUGUAAGGGAGAGUGAUCUUGUAAACUUAGAUUACUUACGGUGUGUGAUGAAGGAAACAUUUCGAUUACAUCCAGUAGGGGCCUUUAUGGUGCCACAGGAAUCCACAGAGGGUUGCAAUGUGGGAGUAUAUGACAUUCCACCAAAAACAAGGUUGCUUGUGAAUGUUUGGGCAAUGGGAAGGGAUGAUUGUAUUUGGAAAGAUCCUUUAGAAUUCAAGCCUGAAAGAUUUAUUGGGUCAAGCAUAGAUCUGAAAGGCCAACACUUUGAAUUGUUGCCAUUCAGAGCAGGGAGGAGGGGAUGCCCCGGAAUGUCCAUGGGGAGUUCCGUUGUUCACUUGGCUGUGGCUCAGCUCAUACAUUGCUUUGAGUGGAGUGUGAAGGGUGAGGUGAAUAGGGAAGAAGAGUUUGGUAUGAGUUUCCUCUUUCUGCUCUCACCACUGAAGGGCCACCAUAGCCUUGGAUAG
Molecule: messenger RNA, 1092 nt
Organism: Cryptomeria japonica (Japanese cedar)
Lineage: Eukaryota; Viridiplantae; Streptophyta; Pinopsida; Cupressales; Cupressaceae
Product: cytochrome P450 71AU50-like
Exons: 2
Coding region: 1-1092 (363 amino acids)
Molecular function (GO): monooxygenase activity; oxidoreductase activity, acting on paired donors, with incorporation or reduction of molecular oxygen; heme binding
Source: RefSeq, a predicted model, not a curated record